Molecule: messenger RNA, 312 nt
Organism: Rotaria sp. Silwood2
Lineage: Eukaryota; Metazoa; Rotifera; Eurotatoria; Philodinida; Philodinidae
Source: the annotation of a GenBank genome assembly
AUGGCUACAGCUGCUGCAUACCAUGAUAAUAAUAAUACAUAUGACGAUAAUCUUGAAACAAUUUCUCUUCUCUGGCUAGAUGCCGCAGUCCAUACUAGUGAAGCAAAUCAAGAAGCACAACAACAAAUUCGUCCCAUCAUCAAUCAUGUAACGACAUUUGAACAUGAAAAUCUAUGCGAGCAAUACAUUCGAUCUAUCUCCAUGCAGAAUCGACUUGUCCUUACUGUUAGUGGAAGAUUAGAUCAAGAAAGUAGUAUCUCGUAUUCAUCAUAUUCGACAACUAUCAUCUAUCUAUGUUUAUUGUAUGGAUAA